CCACCGGAGAGAACGCGAUCCGUACGUCCUGCCGGCGGCGAGCUCCGGCGCCGGUACCCAGCACGAUUUCCCAGUGAUGGCCUUGUCGAAGCCGCUCGCCGCGCCGGAAGGGCGCACCAUGCCCGCUCUGGCCGCCUCGAACGCCGGCGUCCUGCCCGCGGACGCCGUCUACGAGAUCCUGCUGCGCGUCCCGGCCAAGGACCUCUGCCGCUUCCGCGCCGUCUGCCGGCCGUGGCGGUCCCUCCUCUCCGACCCGCACUUCAUCGCCGCGCACGCGGCCCAUCACCCUGGGCCACUGAUCGUCGCCGGCUGCCACACGACCAGUCCGGAACAUGUGGGAUCCUUUGCGACAUCAUGGACCUCUCUGGGCGCGUCGUUAAGCGGGCAGUUUAGUUGUGGUUCACUGCCAUCAUCCAUGGACUUAUGGUUUCUGAUUGACCUUGAGAAGCAAUUAUGGGUCAAACAGCAUAGCAUAAACGUUAACUUGAGUGUCAUGCAUGCCGAGCAGAAAGUCUUACCAUCUGCUGCUGCAUCUUAUGCUUUUAUCUAG
This is a messenger RNA of Panicum hallii, 550 nucleotides long. Its product is annotated as putative F-box protein At1g47765. The coding region runs from base 77 to 550 and encodes 157 amino acids. Lineage: Eukaryota; Viridiplantae; Streptophyta; Magnoliopsida; Poales; Poaceae. The transcript has 4 exons. Gene Ontology annotation, molecular function: protein binding. The record is from RefSeq and is a predicted model, not a curated record.